AAUUUGCCCAAAGGAGGGCGGGCUUUCAUUUGAUUGCGAUUCAAACAAAUCAAUCUCCUUGACGAUCGGGGAUUUCUUUUUCUUCCUUGGGUUCUUUUUCCCAUGAUUUUCCUUUUCCAAGUCAUGUUGGAGGACCAAAUAUAUAUGUUUUACAAGAUCCGCAGGUAACUGCUGUGGCUUAAUCAAUGGGAAAUUGCUGCAAAUCGUCCUCCAAAACCGGAUUUAAAAACAAACAAUCAACAACAAGUCCACUCGCAAGCGGAAAGGUUGCCCUUAUAGAAACCCUAGAAAAAUGGGAAGAAAAACUAUCCGAAGCAAACAGAAGAGGGAAGAUGGUUGUGGUGAAUUUUAGUGCAUCUUGGUGUAGUCCUUGUAGGGUGAUAGCGCCUGCAUUCUCCAGUCUUGCUGCUAAAUAUGAGUCACUUGUGUUCUUGACUGUGGAUGUUGAUGAGCUGUCUGAGUUUAGUGCAUCAUGGGACAUUAAAGCCACGCCGACUUUCUUCUUCCUUAAAGAUGGGAGACAAGUAGAUAAACUUGUAGGGGCAAAUGUGGAAGAGCUUAUAAACAAGACGGAAGCUUUUGCUGCUGCUAACUAUCAACAAAGAUGAAGAAAUUAAAAAAAAAAAAAUUUACUUGGUUUUUAUAUUGAUGAUUUACUAAAUCUGUGUGUAUUUGUUGUAGGAAUGAGAGUUGUA
This is a messenger RNA of Lactuca virosa, 695 nucleotides long. The record is from the annotation of a GenBank genome assembly. NCBI's taxonomy places the organism in Eukaryota, Viridiplantae, Streptophyta, Magnoliopsida, Asterales, Asteraceae.